Theileria equi strain WA is the source of this 902-nucleotide messenger RNA. RefSeq lists its product as hypothetical. Lineage: Eukaryota; Apicomplexa; Aconoidasida; Piroplasmida; Theileriidae. The coding region runs from base 252 to 848 and encodes 198 amino acids. The transcript has 4 exons. The record is from RefSeq and is a predicted model, not a curated record.
GGGCGUUCAUUAUCUAAUAUUACUGAAGGUACAUCAGUACAUUAAUAAUCAACUUUAAUUUAAUUUGGAGUUGUGUUGCUGGAUAUAGUAGUAAAACAAGCGCAUUGCGAGACGCUACGCAUCCCUUAGGUUACUUACGGUUGUAUCCGCGCAAUUCCUCUGUCCUUUGCAUUGAUAAAUAUGGUUUCCACAUUUUAGUGGAAUAUUGGUGCAAUCUUUUGGUUUUGUUUUCAUAAAAUCGGUCAUUUACAAUGAAUAUCACACAAUUGAAAAAUAUAUCAUUACUUCGCCCAUAUAUUUUCUAUUAUCCCAAAAGCUUUUUGGGUAAAAGGGGAUUUGCCACGCUUCCACCAAUCGAUUAUCUCCCUCCACCACCUCCAAAGGAAUUCAACGAAGAUGGCACUCCAAAGAGGUAUCGUAAUGCAUUGCCAGUCUACAACCAUAAAUAUAACUGGGAAAACUGGACUCUGAAACCAGCAGGUGUUUUUCACACCGUGUUGGUUGGAGAAUUUGGAAGACAACACAAGUCAUGGGUUGCCUAUAUUCUUCAGUUCCCCGCUCAUAUAAUGGCUAUUCCAUCAAUAUUGGUGAUAUUUACCAUAGCAUUCAUUAUCCAGAAUGCCUUCCUUAUAGGUAUUAAACCAAAACGUUAUACCAUAGAAUGGAUAAAUGCUUCAAAAGAAAGGGACCUCGCAGAAAAUACUAAUCCAAUCUCUCGCUAUCUAGAUAGACGUAGAAGUGAACGUGGUACAAAUUGGAUUCUUAAAAACUAUCUUCCAAGCCAUCCGUACUUUGUCUUCUUGGGUGACUACUACCACGAUCCAGACGUGGAAAGCCCGGAAGAAUAAGUGAUCUGAAACAAAAUAUUACUAGCUCAUGUAUGUGUAAAUUUUCAAGAGGUU